CAAGAACCUCGGCGGCUCAAAGGGGGCGAGGGCGGAUCCUGGUGCCACGGACCUGGCGCGAGCCGGGGGUGCGGCGGCAUGGGCGACCCGACCGUGUUGAGGGAGAGCUCUCUAGAGGAGCUGCCCGGGCCGCCCGAGGAGGCGGCGCUGCCGGCGGCGCUGCCCGGGGACCCCGCGCCGGCCCGGGGAGGCGGGGCGCCCCCCCCCGAGAAGAAGAAGCCGCUGCCGGUGGCGCUGCCGCCGCUGGAGGAGGUGGCGUUGCCGCCUGCCCGAGGUGACGAGCCGAGGCCGCCGCCCGGGCCGCCACCGCCGGCGGAGGAGUGCCCGAGGGGCGGCGGGCCCGUGAGCCCGAGAGUCAGGGAGGAGCCUGGCGGGCCGGGGGAGGCCCGGGGCGGGCCCGAGGAGCGCCAGGGGCGGGCCCGAGAGCGCGACGGGCCCGCGCCGGCCGAGGGCGCGGUCGAGGGUGCGGCCGAGGCCAUGGCCGAGGCCGUAGCAGGGCGGCUCCGCGAGGUCGUGCGGCGGGCGGUGCAGGAGCAGGUGGCGGAGCUGCGAGCCGCGCUGCCGGCGGCACUGGCCCAAGCCCUGGCGGCGGCGAGCCUGGAGAUGCCGUCGCGUUCGCCGUCGGGCCCACGCGCCGACACGCCCUCGGAGCAGCAGUCGAUGGUGGAGGUGGUGCCGCAGCGGUCGGGCCCCCGCAUCGACUCGCCCAGUGACGAGGGUGGCCUCUGGGCUCAGAUGGCCUCCCCCAGGGAUGCCCCCCGGGUCCUCCGGCAGAAGUCCGCUCCCCUCGUGGGCAAGGCCAAGAGCUUGGGGCUCAUGUCGUCCUGCUCCGGCUCCUCGGGCUCGACCCUCGCCAUGGCGACGUCGGUUGGGGGGCUGAAGUGCCAGCUGGCCGACCAGCUCCUCCGGUACCACCGGCUGCUCCCAGAGGAGGACGCCCCGACUUCGCCGCACCGCUUGCUCUUCGGCAGGCAGCACACCAACACGUCCAUCAGCUCGCAGCGCGGCGACCCCUUCAGCGGCGUCAUGGCGGACGGCGACGGCAACGGAAUGCUAGCGUCGGGCCAGGGGGACAACCCUUGCAGCAGCCAGAGCCAGAGCUUGAGGACGCUGGUCACCACCGUGGGCUCUCGGUUGUCGGACCUCAACCCCCUCUCCGAGGCGAACCAGAAUCAGGUGGAGGAGCUGCGCCACAGGCGCGUCUCGGAGCUGACAAGCCAGUUCGGCAGCGCCGGCUCCGACCCCUCGGUUGCGGCCAGGGUUCCCGCCCUCGAGCUCCUGUGGGUGUUCGGGGUUCUGCCGCCGCCAGGCCGGCACUCGGUGCGCCUCCGUCGGCGGUCGGCGGCCUCGCUCUACCAGGCGCUCGUCUGCGUGCUGGCGACGCUCGCGUGCUUCGAGAUGGUGGCCGCGUCGCUCAGGAUGGAUGCCAGCAGGGGCCUGCGGCAAUUCGAGCAUGGAGUGCAGACGGGGCUCCUCUCAGACAUGGCGCUGGCAGCGGGGAGCUUGAUCGGUCUCUUGAUGGUGGGGGCGCCGUUCGGAAGCAAGUCGCUGCGGGAGUGCAUCCAACUUCUCCUAUCAAUAUCAGCGGCCGACGGGACGCAGUUGAAGCUCGGGAAACGAAUGCGCCGUGAGCUGGUGGGGCUCGUGCUGAUCUGGGUUGCGGCUACGGCAUGGAGGAUACUCGAGUCUGCGCGAUCCUCCCAUGAAAUCUUCUCUUGGAAGGUGCUGGGCGUUUUGUCGUUUGCCCUUGUCAGCGGAGUUUUGCUUAGCCUCGCGCUGACCAUGAUUUGUGUUUGCCACGCGCUCGCUAUCAUGAUAGACAAUUUUUGCGUUCAUGUCAGUGAGAGCCAAUCCUGUCGUAGACAGAUCAUGAUUGCUGCGCAGGAGUGGAACGUACUGCAGGCCGUGCUUCGCAAAGCGUCGAGAUCGAUCGAGUACUGCUUUUUCACCCUGCAGACGGCGUCAUGGUUCGCAGUGCUAUUUGGCUAUAUCGAUGUCACGUACGGCUCGGAUUCGCUUGUGGUGCCUGGCGGGCUGGUGCUGCUUGGCCUCAGCAGGAUAUUCUACUGUGCCGCAGCGAUCACAGACAAGUGUGCCCAAGUGCCGUCCUUGGUUAACUCGCUGUAUUCUGGGCAUGAUGUGGACAGUCAGCGGCAGUACGUUGUACAGUACAUCAUGCAAAGUGGCGCUGGCUUCUACGUUCUGGGAGUCCGAAUGGACUCAGCAGUGACAUUGAAGCUAGCAUACGUCGGUGGCAUAAUCAGCCUGGGCCUCAUGCACAGGGUCCUUGAAGCUUCUCCUUGAUCUUCCAGCCGCAGAGUCUGGCAUCCGCCAUCGGACUGUGACUUGAAGAGCCUCCCCCUCAUCAUCCUCUCUCUCUCUCUCUCUCUCUCCUUCCCUACCCUCUGCGCACACGGCCUCGCGAUAGCCUUGCCUCCUGGUCGCCGCUCCCUCGUCUCCACCUCGCCCGUGGAGCUGCGCUUUUCCCCGCGCACCCGCGCCUCGAAAUGAAGAGGCUGCCCAAGAGGCUCUAUGGCCUCCCCCGCGCAGAACGGCGCGCGCACAUCGGGCAUGCGGGCCCCGAGGAGUUGUUGAAUCGUUUCGCUCAUUCCGCCGGCCCAUAUUGCGCGCCGUUGUCGACUGACCGAGUGGUCUUUCGCGGUGCGGAGCUGUAGGGGCGGCGGCUGUUUUUAUCAGGCAUUGCGUUCGGCAUGUGAGGCUUCUGGGUGGCCGCUGGGGGAGUCUCGAACGCGUCGCGGGCCGUCUGGAAGCGUUUUGCCUACGGGGGCUUCCGGAACCCGCCACAUGUCAUGUGUGCACAAUCACACGAGUAGCCUGGACACUCGCGCGAGUUGCGUACGAUGUGGGAAGAAUGCCCGUCGCCCCGCUGCGCGCACCGGCGAUCACAGUCGCGAGGUGGUUGUUUUUGGUAUUACAUAAUAUCUGUGCAGGUAAGCGGUGUCAUCGAGCAUUGCCCUGGCUCCACAGAUUCUUAGAAGGUCCCUGUCUGAUGGACUUCAAGCGGUCGAAGUUUCCCGGCUUUUUUGCUUGGGGCGGACGAAACAGGGGAAUCGGCUGAUUCGCCAACCCCCCCUUUGUUAUCGCCCCGUUUCGUCCAUCCCGAUUGCUGCGCCCUUCUGUUUAGUUAUCCACAAGUGCCCUGGCUCACCGUUUCAAGUUUCAGCGCGAGGCCGUGGAUAGAUGUACUAUUUGUCCACCCGCCUUUUCUCGCUCUCUCCUUUCCCGUUCGUGCCAACUGGACCCCGCCUCCACAGCUGCUCGUUAUGUGACCGUGUGUUUGCUGUUUCCCUGUCGCCUCUCCGGCCUUUCUGAGAUGCAUUGUCGUUGAUACGCUCGGGUGUCA
Messenger RNA from Prorocentrum cordatum, 3364 nucleotides. The record is from the annotation of a GenBank genome assembly. NCBI's taxonomy places the organism in Eukaryota, Dinophyceae, Prorocentrales, Prorocentraceae.